Molecule: messenger RNA, 1762 nt
Organism: Raphanus sativus (radish)
Lineage: Eukaryota; Viridiplantae; Streptophyta; Magnoliopsida; Brassicales; Brassicaceae
Product: isoprenylcysteine alpha-carbonyl methylesterase ICME
Exons: 11
Coding region: 319-1626 (435 amino acids)
Source: RefSeq, a predicted model, not a curated record
AUCUUUCUGAAGAAGUUUGUUCCGAUGAUGUGGACGCUCCCUGGUGCCUCAAAACUGUACUUUUAAUAGUAUAGAUUUAGGUUUUAUUAUCAGGACAAGAUAAUUGAUUAACUUGAGUGAAUUAAGGAAGGGAAUGAAACGACACCGUCUUAGGGUUCUCUUGGUUUUUAUGGUAUAACUAUUUACCUUCUGGUGAAGGGAAAACAGAGCGCAAAGAGUUUGAAAAUUUGCGAGAGAGAGAGAGAGAGAGAGCUUCACCGAGACGACGAACACGAGGACUGAUUCACUGAUUCCGGCGGGGAAUUUUCACAGGAGAAGAUGCAUCCGCCUCUGGAGACUCAUCAGCCGGAGCGAUGCCGUCCGAUGAUGACCUCGACGGUAUCGGAGAUCGAGGAGGUUAUUACACCAGAGGCGUCAUCCGAGAGAACGACUCUUCUCAACGGCUCCAACGGUUUGUAUUCACCCGAAUCGGUGCGUCGUAGAGUGUCCGGUAAGUCGCCGGUGGACGGAGGAUCUCGUCGGAUUUGCCGGCAGCAGUCGUUCGGCCGCGACAUCGGACACGCGGCGGCGGAGACGUACCUGAUCACUGGUCUUAGCUUCAAGCUUCUUCGUUACCUCGGGGUAGGCUAUCGAUGGAUCAUGAAGCUACUUGCCCUUACAUGUUAUGCUAUGCUUCUUAUGCCUGGCUUUCUUCAAGUUGCAUACAUGUAUUUUUUCUCAUCGCAAGUACGGAGGAGUGUAGUGUACGGAGAUCAACCAAGGAAUAGGCUGGAUCUGUACUUACCAAGCAACAAUGAUGGUAUGAAGCCGGUUGUUGUUUUUGUGACUGGUGGAGCUUGGAUUAUUGGGUACAAGGCCUGGGGCUCGCUCCUAGGAAUGCAGCUAGCAGAAAGGGAUAUCAUUGUAGCAUGCGUUGACUACAGAAACUUUCCUCAGGGAACAAUAAGUGAUAUGGUGACGGAUGCUUCUCAAGGAAUCUCAUUUGUCUGCAAUAACAUAUCUGCCUUUGCAGGUGAUCCCAGCAGGAUCUACCUGAUGGGACAAUCAGCUGGUGCACAUAUAGCCGCUUGUGCUCUAUUGGAACAAGCUACCAAAGAAUCAAAAGGAGAGAGCAUCUCCUGGAGGGUUUCCCAGAUAAAAGCCUAUUUCGGACUAUCUGGAGGGUACAAUCUUUACAAUUUGGUUGAUCACUUCCAUAACCGUGGCCUGUAUCGCUCGAUUUUCCUGAGCAUAAUGGAAGGAGAAGAGUCAUUUGAAAAAUUCUCUCCAGAAGUAAGAUUGAAAGACCCAAUUGUUGGAAAAGCUGCGUCUAUGUUGCCUCCAAUUAUGCUUUUCCAUGGAUCCUCAGAUUAUUCAAUACCAUGCGAUGCAAGCAAAACUUUUGCAGACGCUCUCCAAGCUGCUGGAGCUAAAGUGGAGCUUAUUUUAUACAGCGGCAAAACACAUACAGAUUUGUUUCUUCAGGAUCCCUUAAGAGGCGGCAAAGAUGAACUCUUUGACGACAUAGUCUCUGUGAUACACGCGGAGGAUGAUGACGCGCUGGCCAAAGACUCAUUGGCUCCUCCUAGAAAACGUCUUGUCCCAGAGUUGUUGCUGAAACUAGCUCGUGAGGUUAGCCCCUUCUGAUAUAAGCUUGUUAGUUACUUGCUCUGUAUUUUCAUUUUUUUCUAUUAUUCGAUUUGUAUCUUAAAAUAUUAAUAGAAACUCUUGCAUAAUAUGUUGUAUUGUUGUUGAAGCUGAAAGCUAUUACCUUAUAACUUGA